ACUUCCUAUCCAACAGACCAACAGUACUAGCUACUAUAUAUCUCCAGCCAUGUACAGGGUAGCAAAGGCAUCCGAGUAUCUGGUGAUUACCGGAUUCGGGAUCGAUGACAUCAAAAUCGCUAAGAAAGCAUGGGUACUUCCGGGCCAAUCAUCCUCUGUUUUCGACAUCUCCCCAGUCAACUACACGUUCGAAGUUCAGGCAAUGAGUGCCGAGAAACUUCCUUUCAUCCUCCCUGCUGUGUUCACCAUUGGUCCACGCUCCGACGAUAUGGAGAGUCUCCAUAAAUACGCCAAACUCAUUUCUCCUCAUGAUAAGCUAUCACACCAUGUGAACGAGCUUGUCAAGGGGAUCAUCGAAGGGGAGACACGUGUCUUGGCUGCCUCCAUGACCAUGGAGGAAAUUUUCAAAGGAACCAAGGAGUUUAAGCAUGAGGUUUUCGGAAAAGUUCAGCUGGAACUUAAUCAGUUCGGGUUGUGGAUUUAUAAUGCUAAUGUCAAACAAUUGGUUGAUGUUCCCGGACACGAGUACUUUUCGUAUUUAGGACAAAAAACACAAAUGGAGGCAGCAAAUCAAGCCAGAGUUGAUGUUUCCGAAGCCAAGAUGAAGGGUGAAAUAGGAUCGAAGCUAAGAGAAGGGCAAACGCUACAAAAUGCAGCGAAGAUUGAUGCAGAAACGAGGAUCAUAUCGACGCAGAGGCAAGGACAAGGGAAAAAGGAAGAGAUAAAAGUGAAGACGGAGGUGAAGGUGUUCGAGAAUGAAAGGGAGGCUGAAAUUGCUAAAGCAAAUGCAGAGUUGGCGAUGAAGAAGGCCAAGUGGGCCAAAGAUUCACAGGUGGCGGAAGUGGAGGCCAAUAAGGCGGUGGCUUUGAGAGAGGCUGAGUUGCAGAAGGAGGUUGAGAUCAUGAAUGCCUUGACUCAAACUGAAAAGCUUAAGGCUGAGUUCUUAAGUAAAGCCAGCGUUGAGUAUGAAACAAAGGUUCAAGAAGCAAAUUGGGAGCUCUACAAGAAGCAGAAGGCUGCAGAAGCAAUUCUCUAUGAGAAAGAAAAAGAAGCCGAGGCUCAAAAGGCAAUAGCAGAGGCAGCAUUCUACUCACGUCAACAAGUGGCGGAUGGUGAGUUAUAUGCAAAACAAAAAGAGGCUGAAGGUCUUGUUGCUCUUGCCCAAGCCCAAGGUACCUACAUUCGCACCCUUUUGGGUGCAAUGGGAGGUAAUUAUGGAGCGUUAAGGGAUUAUUUAAUGAUCAAUGGAGGAAUGUAUCAAGAAAUCGCCAAGAUUAAUGGUGAGGCUGUUAGGGGACUGCAACCAAAGAUUACAAUUUGGACUGGAGCAAGUGGUGGAGGAGAGGGCGCUGAUGGUGGUGGUGCUAUGAAGGAAGUGGCCGGGGUGUAUAAGAUGUUGCCUCCAUUGUUUAGCACAGUUCAUGAGCAAACCGGAAUGUUGCCACCAACUUGGAUGGGCAAGAUCUCUGAAUCCUAGUUAUUCAAUAACUUCAAGCUCAGUUAAAUGGUAUCAAUAAAAUCUUACAGCAACUAAAUAAUGAAUUCAAGUAUCACAAGUGUGUAAAGUUAAUUACUACGUUUUAAAAUGAUGUCUAAUGUUGGACCUCGAUCUGUUUGUAAGUAAGGCAAUGUGUGUAAAUCUUCUUAUAAUUUACUUGAUAUCGGAUCGAGUAGCA
Messenger RNA from Erigeron canadensis, 1676 nucleotides. Its product is annotated as flotillin-like protein 4. Gene Ontology annotation, cellular component: plasma membrane; plasma membrane raft. NCBI's taxonomy places the organism in Eukaryota, Viridiplantae, Streptophyta, Magnoliopsida, Asterales, Asteraceae. The transcript is spliced from 3 exons. The record is from RefSeq and is a predicted model, not a curated record. Bases 50 to 1477 code for a protein of 475 amino acids. Gene Ontology annotation, biological process: protein localization to plasma membrane.